Messenger RNA from Ictidomys tridecemlineatus (thirteen-lined ground squirrel), 6009 nucleotides. The record is from RefSeq and is a predicted model, not a curated record. Lineage: Eukaryota; Metazoa; Chordata; Mammalia; Rodentia; Sciuridae.
CAGGAGACCACCAUCUGCACCUCCCGUGAAGAUGUCCACUCCAGACCCACCACUGGGUGGAACUCCUCGGCCGGGCCCUUCCCCUGGCCCAGGCCCCUCACCUGGAGCCAUGCUGGGCCCCAGCCCAGGCCCCUCACCAGGCUCUGCCCACAGCAUGAUGGGGCCCAGCCCGGGGCCUCCCUCAGCAGGACACCCCAUCCCUACCCAAGGGCCUGGGGGGUACCCUCAGGACAACAUGCACCAGAUGCACAAGCCUAUGGAGUCCAUGCAUGAGAAGGGCAUGUCGGACGACCCACGCUACAACCAGAUGAAAGGAAUGGGGAUGCGGUCAGGGGGCCACGCAGGGAUGGGGCCCCCACCCAGCCCCAUGGACCAGCACUCCCAAGGUUACCCCUCACCCUUGGGCAGCUCUGAGCAUGCUUCCAGUCCAGUUCCAGCCAGUGGCCCAUCCUCUGGUCCCCAAAUGUCAUCUGGGCCAGGAGGGGCCCCACUAGAUGGUGCUGACCCCCAGGCCUUGGGGCAGCAGACCCGGGGCCCAACCCCAUUUAACCAGAACCAGCUGCACCAGCUUCGAGCUCAGAUAAUGGCCUACAAGAUGCUGGCCAGGGGGCAACCUCUUCCUGACCACCUGCAAAUGGCUGUGCAGGGAAAGCGGCCAAUGCCUGGGAUGCAACAGCAGAUGCCAACACUACCUCCGCCCUCUGUGUCUGCCACAGGACCUGGCCCUGGCCCUGGGCCUGGCCCUGGCCCAGGUCCAGGACCAGCACCUCCAAAUUACAGCAGGCCUCAUGGUAUGGGAGGGCCCAACAUGCCACCUCCAGGACCCUCAGGUGUGCCCCCUGGGAUGCCUGGUCAGCCCCCUGGAGGGCCUCCCAAACCUUGGCCUGAAGGACCCAUGGCGAAUGCUGCUGCCCCCACAAGCACCCCUCAGAAACUGAUCCCCCCGCAGCCGACAGGACGCCCUUCGCCUGCGCCACCUGCUGUCCCGCCUGCUGCUUCACCUGUGAUGCCACCUCAGACACAGUCCCCAGGGCAGCCAGCCCAGCCCGCACCCUUGGUGCCGUUGCACCAGAAGCAGAGCCGCAUCACCCCCAUCCAGAAGCCCAGGGGCCUGGACCCUGUGGAGAUCCUGCAGGAGCGGGAAUACAGGCUGCAGGCUCGCAUUGCACAUCGAAUUCAGGAACUUGAAAAUCUCCCCGGGUCCCUGGCCGGGGAUUUGAGAACCAAAGCGACCAUUGAGCUCAAGGCCCUCAGGCUGCUUAACUUCCAGAGACAGCUACGCCAGGAGGUUGUGGUGUGCAUGCGGAGGGACACAGCCUUGGAGACGGCCCUUAAUGCCAAGGCCUACAAGCGCAGCAAGCGUCAGUCCCUGCGAGAGGCCCGCAUCACUGAGAAGCUAGAGAAACAGCAAAAGAUUGAGCAGGAGCGCAAACGCCGCCAGAAGCACCAGGAAUACCUCAAUAGCAUUCUUCAGCAUGCCAAGGAUUUUAAAGAAUAUCACAGAUCAGUCACAGGCAAAAUCCAGAAACUCACCAAGGCAGUAGCCACAUACCAUGCCAACACAGAGCGAGAGCAGAAGAAAGAAAAUGAACGAAUUGAGAAGGAAAGAAUGCGGAGGCUCAUGGCUGAAGAUGAGGAGGGCUACCGCAAACUCAUCGACCAGAAGAAGGACAAGCGCUUGGCCUACCUUUUGCAGCAGACAGACGAGUAUGUGGCCAACCUCACAGAGCUGGUACGGCAGCAUAAGGCUGCCCAGGUUGCCAAGGAGAAAAAGAAGAAAAAGAAAAAGAAGAAGGCAGAAAAUGCUGAAGGGCAGACACCUGCAAUUGGACCGGAUGGCGAGCCUCUGGACGAGACCAGCCAGAUGAGUGACCUCCCUGUGAAAGUCAUCCAUGUGGAGAGUGGGAAGAUCCUCACAGGCACAGAUGCCCCAAAAGCUGGGCAGUUGGAGGCCUGGCUUGAGAUGAACCCAGGGUAUGAGGUAGCUCCAAGAUCAGAUAGUGAGGAAAGUGGCUCGGAAGAAGAGGAGGAGGAGGAGGAGGAAGAGCAGCCGCAGCCAGCACAACCUCCCACCCUGCCUGUGGAGGAGAAGAAGAAGAUUCCAGACCCAGAUAGUGAUGAUGUCUCUGAGGUGGAUGCUCGGCACAUCAUUGAGAAUGCCAAGCAAGACGUUGAUGAUGAGUAUGGUGUGUCCCAGGCCCUGGCUCGUGGCCUGCAGUCGUACUAUGCAGUGGCCCAUGCUGUCACUGAGAGAGUGGAUAAACAGUCAGCACUUAUGGUCAACGGUGUCCUCAAACAGUACCAGAUCAAGGGCUUGGAGUGGCUGGUGUCCCUGUACAACAACAACCUGAAUGGCAUCCUGGCUGAUGAGAUGGGUUUGGGGAAAACCAUCCAGACUAUUGCGCUCAUCACAUACCUCAUGGAGCACAAGCGCAUCAAUGGGCCCUUCCUCAUCAUAGUGCCUCUCUCGACACUGUCAAACUGGGCAUACGAAUUUGACAAGUGGGCACCCUCUGUGGUAAAGGUGUCCUACAAGGGCUCUCCAGCAGCAAGACGGGCUUUUGUCCCCCAGCUCCGCAGUGGGAAGUUCAAUGUCUUGCUGACAACCUAUGAGUACAUCAUCAAAGACAAGCACAUCCUAGCCAAGAUCCGCUGGAAGUACAUGAUUGUGGAUGAAGGCCACCGCAUGAAGAACCACCACUGUAAGCUGACACAGGUCCUCAACACGCACUACGUGGCCCCUCGGCGUCUGCUGCUGACGGGCACGCCACUGCAGAACAAGCUCCCCGAGCUCUGGGCGCUGCUCAACUUCCUGCUGCCCACCAUCUUCAAGAGCUGCAGCACUUUUGAACAGUGGUUCAAUGCUCCCUUUGCCAUGACCGGGGAAAAGGUGGACCUGAAUGAGGAAGAAACCAUCCUUAUCAUUCGUCGUCUCCACAAAGUGCUGCGACCCUUCCUGCUCCGGCGGCUCAAGAAGGAAGUUGAGGCCCAGUUGCCUGAGAAGGUGGAGUAUGUCAUCAAGUGCGACAUGUCUGCUCUGCAGCGCGUGCUCUACCGGCACAUGCAAGCUAAGGGGGUGCUACUGACCGACGGCUCCGAGAAGGACAAGAAGGGCAAAGGUGGCACCAAGACCCUGAUGAACACCAUCAUGCAGCUGAGGAAGAUCUGCAACCACCCGUACAUGUUCCAGCACAUUGAGGAAUCCUUUUCUGAGCACUUGGGCUUCACCGGUGGCAUCGUCCAGGGACUGGACCUGUACAGAGCCUCGGGGAAGUUUGAGCUUCUUGAUAGAAUUCUUCCCAAACUGCGUGCAACCAACCAUAAAGUGCUGCUCUUCUGCCAAAUGACUUCCCUCAUGACGAUCAUGGAAGAUUAUUUUGCAUAUCGUGGCUUUAAAUACCUCAGGCUUGAUGGAACCACAAAGGCAGAGGACCGGGGUAUGCUGCUGAAAACCUUCAACGAGCCCGGCUCAGAGUAUUUCAUCUUCCUGCUGAGCACCCGGGCUGGGGGGCUGGGACUGAACCUCCAAUCAGCUGACACUGUGAUCAUUUUCGACAGCGACUGGAAUCCCCACCAGGACCUGCAAGCGCAGGACCGAGCCCACCGCAUCGGGCAGCAGAAUGAGGUACGCGUGCUCCGCCUCUGCACGGUCAACAGCGUGGAGGAGAAGAUCCUGGCUGCAGCCAAGUAUAAGCUCAAUGUGGACCAGAAGGUGAUCCAGGCGGGCAUGUUCGACCAGAAAUCAUCCAGCCACGAAAGGCGCGCGUUCCUGCAGGCCAUCUUGGAGCACGAGGAGCAGGAUGAGAGCAGACACUGCAGCACGGGCAGCGGCAGUGCCAGCUUCGCCCACACUGCCCCUCCGCCAGCGGGCGUCAACCCCGACUUGGAGGAGCCACCUCUAAAGGAAGAAGAUGAAGUACCCGACGACGAGACUGUCAACCAAAUGAUUGCACGACAUGAAGAGGAGUUUGACCUGUUCAUGCGCAUGGACCUGGACCGCCGGCGCGAGGAGGCCCGCAACCCUAAGCGGAAGCCGCGCCUGAUGGAGGAGGAUGAGCUCCCAUCCUGGAUCAUAAAGGAUGAUGCGGAGGUGGAGCGGCUGACCUGUGAGGAGGAGGAGGAGAAGAUGUUUGGCCGGGGUUCCCGCCACCGCAAGGAGGUGGACUAUAGCGACUCUUUGACAGAGAAGCAGUGGCUCAAGACCCUGAAGGCCAUCGAGGAGGGCACGCUGGAGGAGAUCGAAGAGGAGGUCCGGCAGAAGAAAUCGUCACGGAAGCGCAAGCGGGACAGCGAUGCCGGCUCCUCCACCCCGACCACCAGCACCCGCAGCCGGGACAAGGAUGACGAGAGCAAGAAGCAGAAAAAGCGAGGGCGGCCACCUGCCGAGAAGCUCUCCCCAAACCCACCCAACCUCACCAAGAAGAUGAAGAAGAUCGUGGACGCCGUGAUCAAGUACAAGGACAGACUUGUAUCUCUGGGGCAGAUUCCACAAAGAAAGAAGUAGAAGGAUAAGAUAGCGGAUAUGCAAAAAUCUAAUGAAAUAGACAGACCUCCGGAGGUGUUUUGUUUUAUUUUGGUUUUGGAGACAGAACCCAGGGUCUUGUCACAUGUUCUGCCACUGAGCUGUCCCUCUAUUGAUUUUCUUGAGAAGGAAACUUGAAAUUACCACAGUGAAGAACACCUUCUUAAGGUCGGUGAGGAAGAUAGGCUGGGCUUUAUCCUGCCAAUGUUUUAGAUUAUCUACAUAGAGAAGAGCCUUCUUGACGCCCACUUUCCACGAUACACAUAUAUUCCUUUGAAGUGGAUUAUGGAGAGAAAAUGAAAGGUAGAAGCAGUGUUCUAUGUGUCAAUGGAAUGAAGAUUGAGUCUCUGUAACAAAAUGACCACAUACCCCAACACCAGGAGUUUGCAUGGGGAGAUCAAACUGCGGCAGCUCGUGCAGUUGGGAUUAUGAUCACAAAGGACAGGAUGGAGGCAGUGCUGAGCGUGACUGCUGCAGCACAUCAUGCAGAGGAGGACGACGAUUAGACCUGCUCAAGAUAGGCAUCAACUUUACAGAAGGUGGUCACCUUCUCCUUACUAUAGCUGUGGGGGAUAAAGUCUCGUUCCAGAUCUUGAACUUACUCUCCUCGUCACUAUUAAAGCAUGAAGUUGAACGCUUUCUGAAACCUGCCAUGGAGCUGGGAUAUUGUUGGUAGACAAUAUUUUUUAUUGUCUCCUAUUUCAAAAAUAAAUUGUGCCUAAUGAAGUUAGAUGACUUUUACACCUUUAAUGAUGAGUAAUUUUGGUGGAGUUAAAAUGCUGUUUUCAUUCUGCAUUUGUGUAGUUCAGUGCUUUGUUCAAAGUUAAAGUGUUUUCAGAAACUUCAUUUAAAACUUCAUUUCAAAGGUUUUUCUACCGAAUCCAGGAUUUUCUGAAGAUGGAAGCCUGUAUGUAAAAUGCUACCAGAUUGCAUGAAGGAACAAUAACCAAUUUGAUUUAACAAUGUUCUAAAAGAAACCAUGGGAGAUCUUCAUGUCCUUUGAGUAGGCAGUCUUUUCAACAGGACACAUGAGGAAUGUUCCGCAAAGGACACUCUUAUUAUGACAGUGAUGAUCCACUCCAUAGACUGGGAAAGACAAGCUACUUUGAAGACCGACAGUGAAUGUGAAGAGCUGCCACCGGGAAGGACAUGCUGCUCACUGCUCAGCAUGGUGAGGCACAGCCCUCAUGACACGCACACCGCAGCGCCCGGAAGUACACGUCAGAACCAGAGCUGCUGCCUCCACAGCCAACAGGAAGGCCAGGGCUCCUGCUGGCAAGGUGGGCAGCACCUGGACCUUGUGUCCUGCUUUCCAGGAAUGGGCCAUUCUCAGCAGCAUUUAAUCCUUUCAUCUCCUCCCAGGAGCCCAGUGCAUGUCCACACAAACGAGGUUAUAAGGUCCCAAAAGAGGAAUCACUCAGGCCAGCGUCCAUCCUUAGGAAGACAGAUGCUCAUAUUCCUGCGAUGCAGAGAUUUUUUUUUUUUAA